AUGGUAAAAAAAUAAUUAUAAUUACAAGAGGAAUUUUGAAGGAGUAUUGAGCAGUUUUUAAUUAUUUUAAUAUUAAAUAUUAAUUAGAAUAGAUAAUAAAUAUUCUAAAUAUAAGAUGAACGUCCAAUAAUUUCCAAAUUUUUAUCCUUAUAUGUUAGAACCUUAAAUACCAUUUUAAGGAGAGAAUGAACAACAACAAAGUAUGGGAAUUAUGUAUAAUAAAUUAAGAACAAAACUCCAGUUCAAAUUAAAAUGAGUUUAAUUUGAUUCAAUAGAAUUUUUAUCCUUCUGCAUAUCAUCAUUAUCAAUUUGAGUAUGUUUAGGAUCAUGAAAUUCCAAGUUAAAUUAAGAAUAAAAAACAUAAAAAAAAAAAGUAAUUAAAUUGAAUAUUGAAAAAAGGAAUAAUGAUUAAAAAGGGUUGUUGCCAAAGACAUUAGAAUCUGAGAAGCAAGUAGUAGAGGAUUGUUAAUAAAUAGCUAUACAUAAGUAAGGGGAAGAGAUGUAAAAAAUAAAAUAAAUUUGAUUGAAGAUUAAAACCAAUAACUCCGUAUACGGUUCUACAUUUUACAUAGGGUAGUGCGAUGCCAAAACUGUAAUCAGAUAUAGUUUCAAAUUAACAAAAUGAUGGGCCAGUAGUGUAAUAGGAAGGUUCUUAAUAAACUUAAAAAGAGAAAGGAUAGAAUCAAUAAACAAAGAAACCAAAGAAAGAGAACAUAAAUACAGGUCAUUGGUCUACUGAAGAGCAUACAACUUAUAUAUAAUUUUUAUAGCAAUUUGAGAAUAUAAUGACCUGUUCAAUGAUGAAGAAGACAUCAAAAAUAUUUAAAUAGAUGAGUGAAUUAAUAGGAACAAGAACUCCAAGUCAAUGUCGAAGUCAUCAUUAGAAAUUUAAUCCUUAUGCAUUAAGGGGAGAAAAUGGAAAGCGUUUACCAAGAACAGAAAGAAGUCGAGCUGGUAGAAAGAAGAAGAAUCCUUAAUCUGAUUUACCUAAGGCAGGUAAUGAUUAUAAAAGAAUAAAAGAGGAAGCAAAUUUAAUAUUAAAUUAUGAGGGUGCUGAUCCUUAUUAUUUAAUGAUGUUAGAACAAUAGAAAUAUUUUUAUUCUGGUUUCAAUUAAGAUUAUUGGAAUUAAGUAUAAGAGAUGGAUUAAAAUUAAAAUAUUAAGAAAGAGGAAGAGAUUGAUAAUUAGAAUCAUGGAUAAAUCUUAUAACCAGAAUUCGAAGAAUAUUUUAAAUAUAGUUUUUAAAGGUAUGGAAAUCAACAGGAUUACAAUUUCGAUGUUAGAAAUCAGACAGUCAAUGAUUUAAUAAUAUGA
Messenger RNA from Paramecium sonneborni, 1313 nucleotides. Lineage: Eukaryota; Ciliophora; Oligohymenophorea; Peniculida; Parameciidae. The record is from the annotation of a GenBank genome assembly.